CUCGAACACGAGAAAGUGAAGGCUUUCAUCAACGUCGCACCGCGCCCUUUCUUAUUUUUAUUCGAAAGCAUCGCUUCUAGGCAUUUACUUUGCAGACAAUUACACCUUCAGAUCUCACGCAGUCCACGUCUUCUCGCCCACAUACGGCAACGGGAACCGACGGCUGACACCUUCGGAAAAAAAAGAGUCAAUCAGAAUAUCCUCAAAAUGGACUCACCUCCUACCAAGGAGGCCUCCUCCAUUGAUACCAUUACCAACAGCCCGACGCCAUCGACCACGGCAACCAACCUUCACUCAACCACGUCAAAGCCAGAUCCCAAACGCACCUUGUCCGACACAGAACCGACCACCUGCCCAUCAUUACCAUCAUCAUCUCCCCUCGUCACACCAACCACAGAUACAGAUAGCACAGCACCCAGCACCGCCUCAGCAACCACCCCACCGAGCACCCUAGAGGCCACGUCCAGCCCUACCGCUCACUUGUCUUCCAUGAUCGAGUCGAAACAGCCCACCACAUCCGCCAUUCCUGCCGACUCACUUUCCACAGACACCCAAAGCACCACAAUCUCCAAGCCAAAGAUCAUCAUCCUCCACCACGACACCAUUCUUGACGGCCGCCACAUCAUCACUCGCACAAUCCAGAACUGUUUCGCCGCCAUUCUCGGCCCAAACGUCCCGCAACCAAGUGAAGCCGCGAUUCUUAACGCUUUUGCUCAUAAUGUUACGCUUGGCGAAGCUCUUGGUCAGCUUGGUGCUUUUAAGACUUCCGGCGGCAAGCCGGCUGCUUCCUCUUCUGCUGGAGGAGGAGGUGGUGCUGCUGCUACUACUGCUGCUGUUGCUGCAGCGAACUCUGACGCUACUACCAAAUCAGAUGCCAAAGGCAAAGGCAAAGCUAAAGCCAUAGACCAAGACCCGAGCACACCCACACAGACACAGGAGGAACAACAGUACGACUACCAACACACAAUCGCCCUCUGGACCCAAGCCUACCUCCACUACACCCACGAAUUCCUCUCCGAGUUCGACAUCUACUCCGAUCUCGAGCCCUUCGCCAAGCAGAUGAGGCAGCAGGGCGUUACCGUGGUUAUUCUCAUUGCCGGGGAUGGCUUCGAACCUUCUUCACCCGAGCAGACCUCAAGCAAAGACGGAGACAAAGAUGGGAAGAAGAAGACGCCAGCGAAGGCAGUAAAGGGAGUAAAGAUAAUCCAAGAGCUGAUGAAACGCAUGGGCGUCACUGCCGCUGGUAAGGGAGCGAGGGGGUAUCAGGGUUUGGGUAGAGGUACCUCUAGACAGGCAGAUGGAGGCGGAGGCGCGGGGACAGUGGUGAUGGAUGGUAUCUACGCUUGUGGUAUUGAGGGGGAGAGGGUUGCGAGGGUUUGGAGGGCGGAGAUUUUGCCUUUAGUAGUUCCUUCUGAUGCCGUUCCGAAGGGAGCUGUUAACAGUGACGGCAAACUCAGCAAGAAAGUCAAGGCCGACACGGGUACAGCGACGACCGAUCCCCCAGUAAUGCAAAAAGAUGAGGUCCUGUUCGCGUGCUGCUCCAAGCAGUACCUUAGCCUGGCAAGGGCCAUCGGAGCAACAGCCUGUUGGGUGGCCAGGUAUGAGAACAAGGCGGCGGCCGAACAGCAGGCGGAUAUUGUUGUGGACGACCUGGAGAAGCUGGGUCAAGUUAUCGUUGGCGAGUCGAACGGGAAGGGAGAGGAGGCUGUGGUGGAUGCCAGACACAGCGGCGAGAAAAGCAAAAUCAGUACCGCCGAGACGAAGGGACAGACGCCGAAGAACGGAAAAGCAACGCUCGAAACGGAGGAUAUCGAGAUGCCGGACGCUGACCACAACGAUGAAGCUGUAUUGGCUCAAGGAACCAAAGGCAGAAAUGACGAUGGAGGUGAGCAAAAGAGCGAACGCAAACUGGCUUCGCCUAAGGCAAUGAAAGCCAUCAAGACCGAGCCUACCGAAGACGCUGCCGUGGCUAUCAUCGCCAACCAAAAGGGUCCUACCGGCAAGAAGAGAGCGAGGGAUGAUUUGGACGAGUGGCUGCCGGUAAAAAUGGGAGGGGAAGAGGUUCCGUGUGUGGAUCUGACGGAGGAACCUUGAGGGUUGACUUAAGGUUGAGUCAUUCAAGAACCGUGAAUGACAUGAGAGGGACGCCUAUGGAGAUGAUGGGAUGCAGACGCUAGAGAAACAAAUUAUAGCUGCCCAAUGUCCUCGAAAGGGCCCUUCCAGAAGCGUGGGCUCAGUUCUAGCAAAGACAGAGCAAGAAAAGCAAAAGGGGCAAACAAUCCAAGAAGCUCUCGGACUUACAUGGCAGUGAUGAACUGGUAGACGGCAGGU
This is a messenger RNA of Neurospora tetraspora, 2331 nucleotides long. RefSeq lists its product as uncharacterized. The record is from RefSeq and is a predicted model, not a curated record. Lineage: Eukaryota; Fungi; Ascomycota; Sordariomycetes; Sordariales; Sordariaceae. The transcript has a single exon. The coding region runs from base 208 to 2094 and encodes 628 amino acids.